AUGCCCAAUAUUCCCAGCUUGGUCUUGGUGCAAGUGCCUUUGGUUCAUGAACUCACUGAGAGGGGAUUUCGUAUAACUGGUAUCAGAGAAAAUAGAUGCCCUCUAUUGGGUAACAAAGAAGCAAAGACAAAAGGAAGAGGCUUUUCUGACUAUCGCAUAUCUGAUGAUAUUAUAAUUUGCAAGUGGCAUGAUAAUAGUAUAGUGUCAGUAUGCUCUAAUGCUGUUGGUGUUGAUCCUGUUCACAAAACUGUACGCUAUUCUCAGCAACUAAAAAAGAAAAUAUCUCUUUCUCAACCUCAUCUCAUUCAACAAUGCAAUAAAAAUAUGGGUGGAGUAGAUUUAUCAGAUUGGAAUUAUAUAUCGUCAAUGCCAACUAGCAUUCGAGGAAAAAAGUGGUAUAUGCCUUUGAUUCUCCAUUGUAUAGACAUGUCUGUACAUAAUGCAUGGCUGCUGUACAGACAUAACGGAGGAAAUAUCGACUAA
Parnassius mnemosyne (clouded apollo) is the source of this 483-nucleotide messenger RNA. The record is from the annotation of a GenBank genome assembly. Lineage: Eukaryota; Metazoa; Arthropoda; Insecta; Lepidoptera; Papilionidae.